Molecule: messenger RNA, 2740 nt
Organism: Cucurbita pepo subsp. pepo (vegetable marrow)
Lineage: Eukaryota; Viridiplantae; Streptophyta; Magnoliopsida; Cucurbitales; Cucurbitaceae
Cellular component (GO): dehydrodolichyl diphosphate synthase complex; endoplasmic reticulum membrane
Molecular function (GO): ditrans,polycis-polyprenyl diphosphate synthase [(2E,6E)-farnesyl diphosphate specific] activity
Source: RefSeq, a predicted model, not a curated record
AAACCGAGAGAGUUCUACCUCCAUAAUUGACUUUUUCGUCCCGGUCCGGUGAACAUCUUAAUGGUUUAUGAUUAAGAAGUGAUCAAACCACUACAAGGCGAAGAAAUUGUAAGAUCAUACGAUUGAUACUUGUAACGAGUUCGAGGCUCAUUUCUCAACUGACACGACUUUCAAUUUCUUCCCCAUUCUUACAAACCAAAUCCCAUUUCUUCAUUUAUCGUAGCUCACUUCAUCCCGUUCGCCCCUCAAAUUCUCCUCCUCUCUGGGCCAUGACCGUCAAGGUUGAACUCCAGAAGAUUGGAAUUCUUGGGCUUCAGCUAAUAUGGCAUUUCCUGCAUUUGAUUCUUAGCUCAUUUUACUUUGUGGUUGGUAUUGCCACAACACUUGAAAGUUAUUUGAUAUCAUGUGGACUCCUACGCAAGUACAAUCAUCUUAGUAUAGAGAUGGUUAAAUAUCUUGCCAUUGUGGUGGAUAGUGAUGAAGCUUAUAAUACUUUAAAAAUUAUUGAACUUCUGCAAUGGUUAGCAUCGUUGGGCAUUAGAAGCAUUUGCUUGUAUGAUGUUGAAGGGGUGCUUAAGCAAUCCAAGGAAAUCAUUUUGAAGAAAGUAAACAAUGCGACGGUGUUCCAGGACAUUACUCUGGAGUUCAUAUCAAUCUCUGAUGGAAAGGAAGCCGUUGCCAAAGCAGCUAAUUUUCUUCUUGAAAAUAAGUUGAGAAAAAUGAACAUGAGCGAAGAUCACAGGCGGCGCUUUUCUGAAUCUCAGAUGACUGAGGCUUUAAAAGCAGUUGGUUGUGGAGGACCUGAUCCCGACCUUAUGUUAGUAUAUGGACCUAUACGAUGUCACUUAGGGUUUCCUGCAUGGAGAAUUCCCUACACAGAGAUUCUACACAUGGGACCAUUGAAAUCCAUGAAGUAUGGUUCCCUGGUGAAAGCCAUUUACAAAUUUACCAUGGUGCGGCAAAACUAUGGUAAAUGAAGUGAAGUAGUGAGAGAUUCUACAGUGAUGGAAGGCUGGAAGGCCAAUGAAGCAAAGAUAAGAUUUAGAAGUUUUGAAAAACAACAUUUUCUUGAGAUCUUUAAUCUUGUUUUUAGAGAUUAUAAUCAUUAAUUGAGUCUUUAAUAAUUGUAGAUUACCAUGCUUUACCUGAGUAAUCUAGAGAAAAAGCUUCACUAUUAAAUUAAGGUUUUGAAUACUCCUAUAGAAGCUGUGAAUUUUCCUACAAGUUUUGGAUACAUAAUAAUAAUAAUCAAAAAUCAAAAUCAGUGAAUAGAUUAAAGAAAAAGAAGAAAAAGAAAAGAAGACAGCAGCAGCAGCUUGAAGCUGCUGCCAUGGAGAAAGAAGGAAUUGACAGAGGGCUUAAGGAGGAAAAGAAAGAAAGUUGGGAGCGUUUGGGCGAAACCCAUUUGCCCGAAUCUUUAAACUUCCGAUAUCUUGAUCUAUAUUGAGUAAUAGGUAAUGAAAUAGGACUUGUUAGAAUUAUAAUAAGGAGAUUUAUAAAGUUGUAAAAGAAGUCGGGACGAAAUAUGGGCUGUAGAGGUAGAAUAUGGCUUCGUGACUAAAUGUUGGAAAAUAGCAGAAAAUGCAAGGAAGAAGAAGAGGCGUGUGCGGUAUCUGUAGGGCGCAUGGGAGUGCGAGCGCGAUUGUGCGCAGAUUAGGCGCGUGAGAUAAGCACAUCGAGCGUGUGAUGUUAUUUUGCUUCCCGUUUUGUCCCGUUUGACUUCUUUUUGACCUAUUCUACCAAGAUUGGCCUAUACUUGCCUUGAAAAUUGUGAAAUAUAGGUCCAAUUGGAAAGAAUUGUGUUGAAAUACUCUACUAAACUUACAUCCAAGGGAAAAGGAGUUCGAAACUAGGCAAGUAGCCUAUUGAGUUCCUUAAACUAGUUCUUAAAUUGUUUUGCAACAUCGGAGUAUGUUGAUUACAUGAUUAAGAGCUUAGUAGGUCAAUAUAUGCUUUGAUGAUAUUGAAUGUCUAUUUGUGUAUUGUGAUUGCUUGUCUGUGAUGUAAGCAUGUUAUAAAUGAUUACUGGAAUGUAUGUUUCGAACGUUAUAAUUAUAUGAAAGCACGUAUCAAAUGUGAAUAUGUUAUGCAUGUUAAUGGAAAGGUUAUGACUCUAGGAUAUGCUUAUAGAUUGUUGAGCCAUGACCUAUUUAUAUGAGUAUUGUAGUCUAUUAAUUCCCGCGGAGUUCCUGCCCAACGUGUUGUGUGCUAAGUCAGAGAGAACGAGUACUCCUGACCAUUGGUAUAUGAGAUGUACAGGCCGCCAGAGAAAUUAGUAGACGAGCCGUAUUUGAUAGAGAUCGAGUCUUACAUACGAAUCCGAAAAUUCUAGAUAAGCAUAUAGAGAGAGUCAAUAACCUAAGAUGGAGGUAGCUGAGAUACCUUGUAAAUGAACAAAUGACCCUAGUAAGAGAAACUAGGAGUCAAUGGCGAAUAAAAUUUAAAAACACUGGAAAGAUCAGAUAUAAACUCAUGAAAGAUAAGUUAGCUACUUACAGACUAAUUUAAUUAUUCAUCAAAAUUAUUUUAACUUUUCUUUCCAGAUUUAGAUAAUGCAGGCCAACCGAGGGUGAGACCAGCGAGCAAGAGACCACAGAGAAUCCAUGUCUGGGUCUGUUUUGUGUAUUUAUGCUUUCACGGUUGGUUGUUUUAAGUUUAAAUGAUACUCGUUUUAAACAUUUUACUUGAUGUAUAUAGAAAUAUUUUAAAAUUUAUGAUUGGUUUUCGGACUUUAUUAUCA